AUGGGGCGAACUCCGCCAGCUCAGAAGAAGAUGCAGCCGGCUACGGAAGCGGCACUAGAGAACGCCACGUUGGAGCGGCUCCAGGAGGAGGCGAUACGGUUUAAGAUCCCUAUCUCUGAAGACCGUGAGGCGCUCAUGAAAGCUAUUCGGGCGCAUCUCGACAAAUGCGGACCGACGAACCUCCUAGAAGAGGGACAGGCGGCUGGAGGGCAUCAUCCCCGGCCGGGAGGAAGGUGCGAUUCAGCACCAACGUCGAACGUGUCGUUGGUCGACGCGCUGCAAGGGGCACUGACACAGAUAUCGGCCGCUUUUGAGCAGCAGCAACGUUCCAUCAUGGAGCGGCAGCGUAAAUUCAUCGAGGGGCAACAAGCGUUGAUGUCUCAGAUGAUGACGCAGUGGUCACUCCAGACGAGCACAAGUGGAAAUGUGCGAGUGGACGGCGGUGAGACAGCGAGCAGCAGUCACAUUGGCUCGUCCUCGGCGCCGCACCAGACGCAAAGGACCCUGACCGGUAAACCGACGGAAGGCCUCCCUAUGGGUAACGUCGUCAACUGGCUGGCCUCGCAGAUUCCAGAAUACGGAGGGUCGGCCGAGGAAAAUGUCGAAGCCUGGAUAAAAAGAGUGAAUAAAGUAGCUCAGAUACAUGCAGCAACGGAAGGUGUCACUCUUUUAGCAGCCUCCAGUAAGUUAGUGGGCGCCGCACGAAAAUGGUACGACCUUCAGACGGGAAAUACCAUUGAGUCGUGGUCAUACCUUCAGCGGGAUCUUACGAAGAUUUUCUUGCGAAGGAUUCCGUUCUAUAAACAGCUGCAGAAAGUCGAGAGUCGAAGGUGGAGUCACACAAAAGAGUCCUUCGAUGAGUACGUGAUCGCCAAAUUGGAGCUGAUCCAUCCGCUGAAUUUGCCGGUGAAGGACACGAUCCACCUGCUGAUCGGCGGAAUCGCCUCUACCUCCAUGAGGGCGGUAGCGUUAUCUGUAGCGGACGACACCUUGGACGGGUUUUUGGACCGAAUGCGGACCAUCACGGAGGGUACUACGGAGACCGAGAAAAGACAGGCAAGUACGGUCCACUCAGCUCAGAAGAAGGCCCCAUGGCAGAAGGAAGAAACCUGCAGGAACUGCGGCAAAAAGGGUCACACGUACACGGCCUGCAAAGGGGAGCCUAUCUGUUUUUAUUGCAAGGCGAAAGGUCAUCGUCAGUACGAGUGCCCAACGAUAAAACAGAAGGACGCGAGAGCGGCGGUACUACAACGGCCAACGGCGGCGGUGGCAGAGGAGACCCCUGUUCAGGAUGUGGCGGCGGUGAUGGCACCAGAGGCGGAGUCGAGCUUGGUAACAUCUGAUCCGUAUGUGAGAGUUACGUCGCUCGCGGGACAUGAUUGUAAUUUAUCCGCGUUAAUCAACACCGGAAGCCCUGUAUCGUUCAUUAAGUACGACUCGUAUAAGCGAUAUAUAGAACCGUCGGCAAAAAAGAUGAAUACGGUGACACGUAGAUUGCGUAAUUUAAGCGGCGAAACUUUGCGAGUGUUAGGGUUGGUGCGCGCGCCCGUAACUCUUGGUUUAUUGGGGAACAAGAAGUUCGAAAUGGUAUUAUAUGUGAUUGACGGAAAGAUGAUGGAAGGGGAUAUGAUAAUUGGUCGAGAAUUUUUGCAAAAUGAAAGAAUUACUUUUAUUUACAAGUCGGAGUCGGAUACAGAUGAUUUGAACGUGGCGAUACGUUUAUUCGAGAAUCUUCCCCUAAAUGUCGUUGAAGAUUCAAAAGAAGAGUCUCUCGAGCAGCUCUUGGAAUCCACGGAAAUCGAUUUCGAUAAUCACGUUAAAGCCGGGCUGAAAAAACUAAUAACAGACAUACAGAAUAGGAAUGUUUCCCCAAUAGACGAUGGAUACACCGUCAAAGUCCAUUUGAAGGACGAAACGGUAUACGCGUACGCGCCACGACGUAUCGCGUACGGGGAACGUAUACAAUUGAGGGAGAUUACCGAUGAUCUGUUGCGUCGGGGAAUUAUCCAGCCCAGCAGAUCGCCGUACUGCGCCCACGUUAUUCCUGUGAAAAAGAAAAACGGAAAGAUUAGACUGUGCGUCGACCUGAGACCACUUAAUAGCCGCGUAGUAAAACAAAAGUAUCCGUUUACGCGAAUUGAAAACUCCCUAGCGACCCUGAGUAACAAACAGGUAUUUUCACUGCUUGAUUUGAAAGAUAGUUUCCACCAAAUAAAGGUUCACAAGGACAGCGCACAAUACUUCUCGUUCGCGAUCCCGGACAGGCAGUUCGAGUAUGUAUGUUUACCGUUUGGUUACUCGGAAUCGCCGGCCGAGUUUCAGAAGCGGAUUAAAGACAUUCUUGAUACAUUGAUCCGGCAGGACAAAAUAAGAGUAUACGUCGACGAUGUGUUGAUACCUACAGAAACGGUCGAAGAGAAUUUAUCUAUUCUGAGCGAGGUAUUAGUCCUCUUGAAAAGCUACGGUUUUGAACUGAACUAUGCGAAGUGUCAGUUUUUGAAACGCUCGGUGGAAUUUUUAGGAUACGUCAUUGAGGACGGAAAAAUAACGUUGAGCCCACGACACACCACCGCGGUUAGAGAUUUUAGGCAACCAAGAACGGUUACUGAAGUUCAGCAAUUCCUUGGGCUUGCCAGCUAUUUUCGUAAAUUUAUUAGAGACUUUUCAUUAAAGGCUAAGCCAUUGCAUAACUUACUGAAAAAAACGUCGACUUUGUUUUUGAUUCCGAAUGUACGAAAGCGUUCGAGCGACUAA
Molecule: messenger RNA, 2754 nt
Organism: Ooceraea biroi (clonal raider ant)
Lineage: Eukaryota; Metazoa; Arthropoda; Insecta; Hymenoptera; Formicidae
Molecular function (GO): zinc ion binding; nucleic acid binding
Source: RefSeq, a predicted model, not a curated record